Molecule: messenger RNA, 2648 nt
Organism: Octopus bimaculoides (California two-spot octopus)
Lineage: Eukaryota; Metazoa; Mollusca; Cephalopoda; Octopoda; Octopodidae
Product: large subunit GTPase 1 homolog
Biological process (GO): ribosomal subunit export from nucleus
Cellular component (GO): cytosol
Molecular function (GO): GTPase activity; GTP binding
Source: RefSeq, a predicted model, not a curated record
AUGGAGUCUGGUGUGGCCCAUGGCCUUAUCAGCUCUGAAAAACUUAAUGUAAAAUUUAUUGACCGCACAAAAGACAGUGGUUUGCCAAGUGCUGAGGAACUGAAGCUUGUCAAAGCUGUCCAAGACAAAAAUAAAGAAUUGCUACGAAUUCCUCGAAGGCCUCACUGGGAUUCCAACACAACACCUGAAGAACUUGCUGCCAAGGAACGAGAACUCUUUCUUCUGUGGAGGAAGAGUUUGUCUUUGUUACAAGCAGAAGACCAUGUUACAUUGACUCCAUACGAAAAGAACCUGGACUUCUGGAGACAACUUUGGCGCGUUCUUGAACGAAGGCAAUAUUGGGCCAAGUACUUCUCCACUGAAGGUGUCCGGGUUGCAUUUUGGUCAGCCAUAGAAGAAACUAAGAAACAUCAACAGACAUCCAAGACACAGGAACAAGAAAGGUCAGAUAUUCCUGAAGAGUUGAAAAAAUUGGCAGAAAGUGUACAAGAUGCUGCUGCUGUUGAUGAAGAUGCUGUUGCCACUCCUAACAAUUCUAAAGUUAAAGAUGAUGAGAAAGAUGGUAAUGAUGUUGAUAACCAUGUGGGCGAUUCAGUCAAAGAUCUUGGCAGUUCCUCAACAGCCGAACCUGAUCAAACUGUUGUGCCUGAGUCCACGACCGCUGACUCUAUAGAAUUGGCUCUGGAGAGUCACAGUUCAUGCCACGAUAUGCAGUCAAAGACAAAAAGAGGUGUUGAAGAAAUGAUGAGCACUUUGUGCUUAGCUCCUCCCGAUUCUAAAGAAGGCAGCUCAGUUGAGAAAGACAGUGAAGGAAAUGAAAAUGAUGACAAUGACAAAGAUGAUGAUGAUGAAGAAGAAGAGGAGGAAGAUGAGGAAGAAGAUGGUCACCAGGUAAUGACAGAUGCACAGGAUACAAAGACUGCUGCCCCAUCGCAAACCUGUGCCAUAGAGAACUCAGCCGAGGUGCUGGACACGCACAAGCUGCUAGAAUUUCUGAAAUCACUUCAUGUCGGUCCAACAUAUCAACCAGGUGUAACAACAUUAGGAAUGGUUGGUUUCCCUAAUGUUGGUAAAAGUUCCACCAUCAACGCCAUACUUCAAACUAAGAAGGUUCCAGUCUCUGCUACUCCAGGACGUACCAAACAUUUUCAGACGCUGUUUGUUGAUAAAAGUGUGAUGCUCUGUGAUUGUCCAGGGCUUGUCUUUCCUUCAUUCGUUUCAACCAAAGCUGACUUGAUUAUCAAUGGAAUAUUACCGAUUGAUCAGUUGCGAGAUCAUGUCCCACCUGUCUCUUUGGUCUGCCAGCAAAUUCCCAGGACAAUUCUUGAAGACAUCUAUGGUAUUAUGAUACCUAAACCUGACGAAUAUGAUGACCCAGAUCGUCCACCCACAGCCUUAGAACUUCUCAAUGCUUAUGGCUACAUGCGUGGCUUCAUGACUCCAAGUAGUGUCCCAGAUUGUCCACGAUCUUCUCGUUAUAUUCUUAAGGAUUACGUUAACGGAAAGCUGUUGUACUGUCAUCCCCCUCCUGGGGUCUUAGCUGAAAAUUUCAGCGAUACUCUGAAGACAUCUUCCAAAAAAUCGAAGAAAGAAACUUCUGAAAACUCCCAGAUGAAACAUUCUCGUCAAAAGGUGAUCGAUUCCUCUUUUUUCUCCAAUAAUACUGCAGGCUAUGUCUAUUCAAAGGGCAAGAGAGGGGUCAAAGGUUAUGCGCGACUAGAUGGAUUGAAGCAGGUUGGAUUGUCGGAUGGUGACCCAAACAAGAAACCAGGUAAGAAGCACUACAACAAGAACAAGAAAGAGAAGCUGAGGCGAGUGUAUCACCACCUGGAUGAACACUGAGGUCUUGUCAGAGAGGAAAUGUUAUUAGUGUGAGAAAUAUAUGUAUUAUAUGUACAAAAAAAAAAAAAAAAAAAAUUAUAUAAUGUCUAUGUGCAUUCUAACACACCCACACAUAUAUAUUAUGUAUACGCAUGCUCCUAUGCAUUAUAUAAUUAUAUUUGUGUGUCUAUAUAUAUAUAUAUAUAUAUAUAUAUAUAUAUAUAUAUGAAUGUGUAUUUAUAUUUAUAUACAUAUAUAAAUAUUUUCAUUUGCUAUAUUUUUUUGACAAUAAAUCAUUUAAUUAAAAAGGAUACAAAAGCGGACUUAUUAUUGUUAUUAUUAUGAAAUUGCCUUUCAUUCUUUCAGUGUCGAUAAAUUAAGUACCAGUCAAGUACUGGGUCGAUGUGAUUGACUUACUCCCUCCCCCCAAAAUUUCAGGCUUUGUGCUUAUAGUAGAAAAGAUGAUUAUUAUUAUUAUUGUUAUAUAUAUAUAUAUAUAAAUAUAUAUAUAAUGUAUUUAUGUGUGUGUUUAUACUUGACCCCACCCCACCGCUUGACAACCAGUUUUGAUUCAUCCACAUCUCCGUAAUGUAGCAGUUCGUCCAGAAGUGGUCGAUAGAAUAUGUAGCAGGUUUCGUAAAUAAAAAGUCCUGGGUAUCGAUUUGUUUGACUAAAUCCUUUAAGGCAGUGCUCCAGCACGGCCACAAUCUAAUGACUGAGAAACAAGUAAAAGAUUAAAAAAAAGAAAUCAAUAUAUAAAUAAACCAAUUAAUAAAAAAAAAACAACCUCGAAUAAAGAUUUAAAAGAAUAAAUGAUGCUCAUCUCA